This is a messenger RNA of Scophthalmus maximus (turbot), 3125 nucleotides long. RefSeq names its product GDNF-inducible zinc finger protein 1 (gene gzf1). The record is from RefSeq and is a predicted model, not a curated record. The coding region runs from base 246 to 2801 and encodes 851 amino acids. Gene Ontology annotation, molecular function: protein binding. Gene Ontology annotation, biological process: regulation of immune system process; negative regulation of transcription by RNA polymerase II; regulation of cytokine production. NCBI's taxonomy places the organism in Eukaryota, Metazoa, Chordata, Actinopteri, Pleuronectiformes, Scophthalmidae. The transcript is spliced from 8 exons.
CCGACUCGCCCCGCGCCCGGCGCGUGCGGCGCAGUGCGCCCGGCCGGCGGCCGCGUGUCCCCCCUCCGGUUGGUUUUGUUUGGGACAGUUUAAUGUGAAGCUAACCUAGCUUGUCGUUGGCAGUUAACUAACCCUGCCCGUGGACAUAACCGCAGACAGACCAUACUCCGUCUGCUCCCGUCAGCCUUUACGUGCUGGGCCCCUCUUGUUUCAGAUGGACUGACGUCAGAAAGCACAGAUGCAUUAUGGGGGUCCAAGUGGUCCAGCUCACCUCCAAGUCGCACCACGACAACGUCCUGGCCUCCCUGCACCAGCUGAGGCUGCGGGGCCACUUGUGUGACGCCACGGUGCAGGUGGACUACCAGGGGGACGUGCAGGAGUUCCAGGCCCACCGCGCGGUGCUCGCGGCGUCCGGGGGCUACUUCAGGACGAUCCUCCUCUCCGAGGAUGCCGCGGCCCCAGACAAAUUGGCACUCUCGAACAUGGCCCCCGGCGACUUCUCCAAGUUUUUGGAGUUUGCGUACACGGGCAAAGUCGAGGUCGCCAGGGAUAAAAUCGGCGACAUCCAAGCGGUGGCACAAUUGUUGGACUGUAGGGAUCUGUCCGAGGUGUGUGGCGACGCGGUCAGUGCUGGGAUUUUACAAAAGCCUAAAAAGAAAACACCCGCGUCAAAAGUUGUAGAUCAAAAUGGCCUACAGGGUGACGAGAAAGAGAAAAGGGCCGUAGGGAAGAAGCAGCAGCCUGAGAGCUCCCGUCUUAAGCGUCAGGUCCCUGCACAGAGCUCUGAGAAAGAGGUCGUUUGUAAAAGACCCAAGGCAAAGAACACGGUGAACAAUGAAAAUAGGAAAGAGAGACAGGUCAAACAGAGGAAGGUCGGCCGUAAAAUCCUUCGGAGGCGCGUAAACGCCAAAAAAGAGGCUUCGCACAACGAAGACCAAGUCACCAAUGAAGACCCAGAGGAGCCGGAGGACAGGGCGGAGGUCGAGGCCCAGCCAGAGAGCCAAGCAAAGAAGGGCUAUGAGUCGUCAUCGGAAAUGCCAGCCUCCGAUGUGGACAACUGGGAGUGUGAGGACGACGAGCUGAGCAAUGAUCCCGAAGACCACUUGUUGUCUCUGGAGGAGGCGGAGGAGGACAAGGAGGAGGGCGAGUCCACGGAGACGUCCAAAAGAAUGUCCAAAGCCCAGUUCCAGUGUAACAAGUGCCAGCGGACCUUCCACUAUGAGAGAAGCUACUUGAAGCACAUCAGUACAUACCAUGGGGUGAAAGCGGACGUGGUCCAUCGCUGUGAGACCUGCCAGCAGACCUUCGCUAACCGCAGCAACUUGAAGAUCCACGAAAAGCACGUCCACAGCAACGAGAGGCUUUUCACCUGCGAUUCCUGCUCAAAGACGUUCAAGCGAAAGAAGGAUGUCGUCCGCCAUCAGAGACAGGUUCACGAACGUAACAACCUGCGUCACAUCUGCCCUGACUGUGGAAAGGCCCUCAGCUCCAAGACCGCCCUGUUGCUGCACGAGCGGAUACACACGGGCACAAAGCCUUACGAGUGCUCCGACUGCGGGGCCAGGUUCAUACAGAACGCUGCGCUCAAGAUGCACCGCAGGACUCACACAGGAGAGAGGCCCUUUGCAUGUGACGAGUGUGAGGCCCGAUUCACUCAGAAGCACAUGUUGGCUUAUCAUAAGAGAUCACACUCGGGAGAGAAGCCUUUCAUGUGUGAGGCGUGUGGGAAAAGCUUUGCAUCUAAAGAAUACCUCAGGCACCACUCCAACAUCCACACUGGGUCCAGGCCACACAAGUGUGAACAGUGUGGCCGCGGCUUUGCCCAGAGAAAUUCCCUUCAACAGCAUUUAAAAACGCAUACAGGUGAGCGUCCGUACAGCUGCAAGGACUGUGAAAAGCAGUUCACUCAGAUCAACGCGCUGCAGAGGCACCAGCGUAUUCACACAGGAGAGAAACCCUACAUGUGUGGCCUCUGCAGCCGCACCUUUACUGACAAGUCCACCCUUCGCAGGCACACCAUGAUUCAUGACACUGAUGCUCCCUGGAAGACCUACCUGGUGGUCCUGGAAGGAAAUGUGGAGGACAAGAAACCCAAAACUCCAACCAAGGGAAAGACAGACAAAGCAGGAGCAGGGGAGAAAAAGAAUUCAGCGAGAAAAAGUGGUGGUGGGGCUGCGGCCGGUUCUUCUGGUGCCGCUGCUGCUGCCCCUGAUGCCGAUGGUUCUGCAGGUGCUGUUGGUAAAACAAACACCGACUCCAUCGUGGUUCCUGCCGGGCCAGUCACUCUCCCAUCUGAAUGGACCAGUCACGGAACCAUCGCUCUGGUCAGUCACGGCGCCCUCGGCGGGAUAACGGUCAUCCACACUGAAAUGCCACCCGGGACGCAAAUCCAGCCCAUUAUGACCACUGACGGCACAGGGGCCAACGUCAUCUCCUUAGACGGCUCAGCCAUCCCCGUCCCCUUCUCCAUACCUGUGUCUAUGGCUCAUCCUGUCACCUUGUCGUCCCCCACCUCUCUGUCUGUGCCGUCGGUUCUCUCUGUUCCCGUUUCGGUUUCUGAGAUCCAGAGUGUUUCAACAUCAUCCGUCCUUGAAGCGGCUGCUUCGCAGACCAUUUUGGCUCCGGUUCCAGAGGAUCCCGAGAUCCCUUCUGAGAUGGAUGUGUUAGAGCCCAAUAUUCAGACUGUGGUUGUUGAUGACAAGGUCUGUGAGAAAGAACAAACCGCAGCUGUCCAUGGCGACGGACAACAGAACUCUUUAGGUGGACUCCAAAAGGCCUCUGAGCAAGAUGGAGCUGUGUAGAAAAUUCAUGUAAAUAUAAAGAUCGUUAUCUGAGCUCACAUUUCAGCGCUUCACGUGUUAUAUUAUGUAUAUACUUUGGAGUUAGUAGUGUCUGAAUGUGUGUUCUGACACAACAAUCACUUGGAUGUGACCUUCAGUGUUAUCCGCACCCUGUUUGAAAUGUCACAGUAUUCAUUUAGAAUUGUAAGAACCUGCUAAGCUUUAACCCCGUGAAAUGUAACUAAUGUAUAAUCAAGGUAUUAAGUAUAAUUAACAAAUGGAAUAAUAUUGUACAUGUCCCACACUGUACUGUAUGAAAUGUUGCAUAAAUUAUGUUGAAGAGAA